Messenger RNA from Larimichthys crocea (large yellow croaker), 3220 nucleotides. It is a transcript of the gene marchf7, whose product is annotated as membrane-associated ring finger (C3HC4) 7. Bases 210 to 2645 code for a protein of 811 amino acids. Lineage: Eukaryota; Metazoa; Chordata; Actinopteri; Sciaenidae. The transcript has 12 exons. The record is from RefSeq and is a predicted model, not a curated record. Gene Ontology annotation, molecular function: zinc ion binding.
CGAGCUAAAAAAAAAAAAAAAAAAAGGUGAGCUAACCAACCGACGUUAAGGUUUGACCUUAUUUGUGAUUUGGUGGCGAGACAAAGCUCGUAAAUUAUCAAUCAGCAAAAAGCUUCGAGGAGAGGACGAGAGGAGCAGGCAGAGGUGUAACUUUGUCACUGUGAAGGCUGUGUAACACUUGGUUGGACACACUUUAAUGAAGACAAUCCAUGAUGGACUCCAGGUCUCGCAGACUUCCGUUUUGUCUGCCCAGCUCGAGGCCGUCCUAUACAUCCAGUCCAACGCUUUCCUCCUCGUCACCGGGCUCCAGUAGGCUGUACAGUAGGGAACCAGUGCUGAGUAAUGACCGCUACCCGAGGACAUCAUCAUCAUCAUCAUCAUCUUCUUACAAAGCGGACCUGGACCAACAGAGUUCUCGUUUCCUGGGGUCGUCCAGAGACUACAGCAGCUCUGACAGCCGCUCCAGCAGCUGGAAGUUGCCUUCUUCUCUGACUUCAUCCAGCAGAUCUUAUGAACGCCCGUGGGCUGAAUCCUCUCUCAGCAACAGGAGCAAACUGACUGAUUCUGAGGGGAGGUUGGGGAUGCGCUCAGUUCUGUUGAACGCCACUGAUGACGGCGAUUCUAAAAGGGCCAAACUGUCGUACAGCAACAGAGGACUGUACUCAAGAACGCCCAGCACCUCACUUACAGGACCCACCUAUUCCAGUAAUGGGCUUAGCAGUGGCAGAGGUUCAAGUGAAAAACAAAAUGACACUUUUGAUCCGUCGUGGAGCUCGUGCCGUUUACUCUCGCGGUCGUCGUCGUCAUCUUCCUCUGCCUCAAACCCGCUGCUGUCCAGGAGAGAGUUGGAGACAAAGAACGAGCCCACUCUCUCAGGUUUGGGAGAAAGAAGGCUGAGGACUCCUGGAUUGGCGUCUUCAUUGUAUCAGACAGACAGGGUGACCUCCACAUAUGCACAGGGAGCUCGACCUAAAGACACUGCCUACUCCCCCUCUUCCUCCUCCUCCUCCUCUUCCUCCUCUUCUUACUCCCCCACUGCUAGAGAAAGCUCCCUAAAUCGCCACCUCUUAUCUUCAACCUCCCACCGGUCUUCUCCUUUGGUGCGUGACUUGGGCAACAGAACCACAGCCCGUUUCAUGAAUGGCCCAUCUACCCUCCACUCAUCUCAGGAACAAACAGGAAACCCUGAAUCUUCCUCAGAUAUCUCCUCCUCUUACUCCACCCGCACCCCGUGGUACACCACUCCCCUGGCAAGACCAGAGGCCACGCUUCCUCCCAGGCCAGCCCCUGAAGGAGGAGAGACGGAGGGCCGUCGCUCCACUCGACGUCUUCUGUCUCGUCUCUUUUCACGGCGCUCCAGCCAAGACUCCAGCGGAUCCUCCAGUGUUCGCUCACUUGACGACGACAGUCCAUCAACUGGCGGAGAGUCUGUGGACAGUGACGAGGGAGCCAGGAUGUCGAAUGUGGAGCCUGACACUGGAGGGUCAGAGGCGACUUUGGGCAGCCUCAGGAACCGUAGAGCAGAUCUCGCCCCCAUCCAGGAAAACAACAACGAUAGCUAUCAUAGUGGCCUGGCUCGGCCCAGAAUGUCACUGUGGAGAGAGCCCGGUGUUGGCAGCAGUAAUAACACGAGUGGUGGAGGCGGCAGCGGCAGCUCCUCCUGGCUCUCCUCCUCCCUCCGUGGCCGCUGCCCUCCCCUCCUCGCUCGCCUCAGACGACACACCAGAGACGAGAGUACACACUCAGCUGCAGGUUUAGAAGAAAGCUACAGCCGCCCACAGCAUCUGCUGAGAAGGUGGGACAACCUUGAGCAUAAAUCAUCACAAGAUGACGACGACGAGGAGGAGGAAGAUGACGAAGACGAGGACGAGGAGGAGGAAAAAGAGGAAGGAGCAGUUGGUUUAGAUGCCUUUGGCUCAGGUCGUCCCCGCAAACUCGAGGACGACACUUUACCUGAACUGGAAGAUGCCUCGAUUGAGUUUUCACCACGCAGCAGAGUCGGAGUGUAUGAAAACCUUUCAGUUUCUAUGGGUCCAUUGAGUGGUGUGGAGAGCCAGCUGGAUGGCCAGAGGGAGAAGGCCGUUUCCAGUAGGGAUCAAGAGAAGCUGCGCAAGAUCAAGGAGAGACUGCUGCUGGAGGAUUCUGACGAGGAAGAAGGCGACCUGUGCCGUAUCUGCCAGAUGGGGGAGGAAUCGCUGUCCAACCCCCUGAUUCAGCCUUGUCGCUGCACGGGCAGUCUGCAGUACGUCCACCAGGAAUGCAUCAAGAGGUGGCUUCGCUCUAAAAUCGGCUCAGGCACAAACCUGGAGGCCAUCACAACAUGUGAACUCUGCAAGGAGAAAUUGCGUCUGAACAUCGACAACUUUGACAUUCAGGAGUUGUACAGAACACAUGUGCAAUCAGAAUACGAUGAGUUCAUCAGCAGCGGUCUCUAUCUGGUGGUGCUGCUUCAUUUCUGUGAACAGCGGUUCUCCGAUGUCCUGGGAGCAGUCGAUGCAGCUGGGUUAUUCAACCUGGUGAGAAUCCUUCAUGAACACAUGGACAAUCUUGAAAUUCCCCACGGAGAAAGUGACGAGGAGAGCCGAGACAACAGACCAUCUAUUGACUUUUCUGACCUGGACGAUGAUCUGGAAGAAGAGUACUAAUCAGUGGUGGAAAGGGGGGGGGUAAAUAAAAAAAAUUUAAAAAGUGGGAUGAUCUGAAGUGGCAGGGCUACUCCAUGCCAUAUGGUAGCUCAUCCAGUUUUCGCACAUGCUUCGACAUCGUCAUAUUCAUCCGAAAUGCGUGUCUCGCCUUCGUCGCGGGUGGCUUUUGCAGAUAUGCAAACUUGAAAUGGAUCAGUGCAUAAAAUCUUUUGGUUGACCCCACCGUUUUUUUUGUGUUUCUAUGAGUGCACUUUAUUCAAUUAUAAUAAAAUAAAAAUGCAAGUCUUUUUAAUCGUUAAACCACAAGUGCUUUAAUGUCGAAAUGAACCCGCAGAAAGUGGAAAAAAAACAGAUGGACGUUAAUUUGUACUUCAGUGUGAUGGUCAGAGGAACGUUUUGGGGAGAGAAUAUUAAAAAGUGGUAAUUAUUCCUUUUUCCUCUGAGAAAUAUGUUUUAAAACAUGAGUACUGAUCCCAUCAAUGACUUUUCUUCAUCUUUGUUUCAGUGUUUGAAAUGUACGUUCAAAUCUUGUUUCAUGCUUUUCAUUUUGGGAAUAAAGAUUGAAUGCAAACCUU